AUGGUCAACCCAUCAGACCCUUCACAAAAACAACCGCUGGUUGCGAUGGGAUCGACAACCCCCAAUCUCCUUCCAAUCCCUUCAGCCUUCACACGCUUCAUCGACCACGCGACGUGGGGCGACGUCGACGAGGUCUUCACAGGCCAGUCAGAGCCGAAGAAAAUAGGCUCAUACAUCGCCUACGCUAUCGCCCAGUGGGAUCAUGACAAGUUGAUCAGCCGAGACCUCUGGCGUCACUUCGUCAGAGACUUCAACGGAUGGACCGUCGAUGUGUUCAGCGCUGCCGGGAAUGUCAUGAGGGAGAUCCUGAGAGAUACCCUCCGCGAGCGAGGGGUAUACGUGGCCAAGAACCGAGAGAGCAUUGCCACCAACCUCUCCGAAUGUCUCGAACACCAAGGUUAUCACGAGUGGUCACGCGAGGAAGUAGAGGAGGUGGCCAGAGACGCCUCGAAGUUCAGGAUCGCCAUCCAAGAUGACGACUUCUUCCGCGACAUCACAGGAGCCGACGUUAUCUUCGCAAAAGUGCCGCAGUCACAAGAGGAUCGCCGAGACACCAUGGCUCGAGUCCGAGAACACCGGCAGGAGGCCAUUGACAACGCAAAGGCCAUGGAAGAGUUGCUUGGCGACACCGCCGAUCGACUGCGACGUCCAGCACCAGUCCCAUCAGGGCGUGAGACAUCUCCAAUCUCAUUCACGAAACACCCCAACGUAGAUACUCGACCUCGACGGUCAGCAAGAUUCUCAUUCAUGGACCCCAAUGAUGACGAGUACAUCCUCAGCGGCGACGAAGAUGACCACGGCGGUCCCCUCGCCCGAGGCGACACUCAACACCGAAGAAACUCCCCGCGCCCGCCACUGCCUCCGCCGACGGGCUUCACUCAUCUCCGCAGCAACGAAGAGGACCGUAUACAGUCGAGACAGUUGGGGGAUCUCGCACGCAUCUUGAAUACAGACAAGAUGAAGUACGGUGGGGAGAUGUAUGAUGUCUUUGACAUGAAGGUUGCCGUCUUUCUUGAUGCCUGCUCGAAGGUUGAUAUCAAGCCGCAACACUACGCCCUCGCCUUCUCGUUAAUGCUUCGCGACAAGGCUGCCGAUUUCUAUUAUCGACGCAUCUGCAAGCCCGGUGUCAAGGAUUUCACUGUCAUGACGAACAUGGUCCGUAACCACUUCGAGACACCCCAGAUGAAGCAGUCAUAUAUCUCCGAAUGGCGAGAUACCACCUUCGUCAACGUCAGCGAGAGGAACCCAGACAAGUCGAAGACGGAGGUCCUGGAGAUCCUCAUCGAGCGACUUGAAGUCAUCCAGAGGGCACUCCCCGACAGCAUGCAGAAUGAGGAGGCCAUGAAGAUGCAGCUCCUCAAUGCCUGCGCUGGGAUCGAGGAGUGCAAUCUCUGUCUUUAUAACCCAGCCCCUACACUCGAAGGAGUCUGCUCACAGCUUCGGUCAUCGAUCGCGACCGCAAUGCGUGUUGUCCCUCAUCGACAGUACCCAUCUGGAGGGAACAACCAAUACGUCACGGAUCGACAAUACCGCGGCUCCGGCAGAGAUAACCGCUUCGGAAGAAGAGCACCUUCACAAGGCAACACGUCUUCGGACAACAGUCGUGACAGAGGUCCUCCGACCGACAAGAAGUGUUACGUCUGUCGCCAGCAUGGAUGUUACUCCACGCGUCACACUGCAGACGAACGACGUGAAGCCUACGCGAAGUUCAAGAGCAACAAACACGUGAAGGAACCGUCGAAAAAGACAUACACGUCCUUCCUCGCCAGCUACGAAGGGUGUGACUACAACAGCUCCAGUGACGAAGAUAUCCGUCACCACCUUGAGGUUACCCCUGCUGCCAGCCUCGGCGACGAGUCGGACCUCGAAGAGGGCGGCUAUGACAAUACCUUCAUGGUCAGCACGGCCUUCUUCGGCGAAAAGAGCUUCGACGGAGGAGCCCUUACAUCAUACCUUGCCGAUCGGUCCGUUCGUCAUCGACUGACGAAGACCGACGAAUACCGUGAGAAGCCGAAGGGCGAGGCAACGACCUUCACACUCGACCGAUACUCAUCGGAGGUAUUCCAGGGCAUCCUUCCGGAUACCGGCGCCGCCAACUUCUCCACAGCAGGUCAACACCAAGUGACAGCCCUUCAACGCACACAUCGUGACGUGACGAUCGAUACGUCACAAGUCGGAGAAGCGAAGAUCCGAUUCGGCAGUGGUGAUCCCGUCCUUUCGAUCGGGACAGUCACGGUCCGUACCUCCUUCGGCCCGAUCGACUUCCACGUCGUACCCGCGGAUACCCCGUUUCUCCUGUGCCUUCACGAUAUGGAUCGCCUUCACAUUCAAUUCGACAACCUGGCCAACUACCUGUGA
Molecule: messenger RNA, 2358 nt
Organism: Colletotrichum higginsianum IMI 349063
Lineage: Eukaryota; Fungi; Ascomycota; Sordariomycetes; Glomerellales; Glomerellaceae
Product: Glycosyl transferase
Exons: 2
Coding region: 1-2358 (785 amino acids)
Source: RefSeq, a predicted model, not a curated record